Staurois parvus is the source of this 489-nucleotide messenger RNA. The record is from the annotation of a GenBank genome assembly. Lineage: Eukaryota; Metazoa; Chordata; Amphibia; Anura; Ranidae.
GGCAGGGCUCCUCCUCUGUGCCCUCCCCCGCUCGUAUUCCCGGGUCCGCCUGAGGAAUGUAAACUAUUCAACAUGGAGACAGCAGUCAAUAAGCUGGAGGCUCUGUUCCAAAAAGCUGAAUCUGACUUGGACUACAUUGAACAAAAGCUUGAGUUUGAAAUACGGAAGAGCCUACCAGAUGAGUCGGCAGCUCAGGAAAACCCUACAAAAUUGUUGGAGCAGUUAGCCAGUGUGAAGUCACGAUUUAAAACGUUAUCUGCACAGCUGGACAAGAUUGCAACUGACCAACAGAAAUCCGUAGAGAGCAUUCAGCAAACAAUAACCAAUACACUGAAAAUUGUGCAGAAUUUGCAACAGCAAACAGAUUUACAGGUACCACCUUUGUCUGAAGAGGAACUUCAAGCUCUCCAACAAUUUGAAACCCUAGCAUUAAAGGGCAUGAACUUACAGUCAGCAAGUAUUACUACAAGAAAUCCUACAGACCCUUGA